Molecule: messenger RNA, 198 nt
Organism: Fulmarus glacialis (Northern fulmar)
Lineage: Eukaryota; Metazoa; Chordata; Aves; Procellariiformes; Procellariidae
Gene: SPTSSA
Product: serine palmitoyltransferase, small subunit A
Exons: 2
Coding region: 1-198 (65 amino acids)
Biological process (GO): ceramide biosynthetic process
Cellular component (GO): serine palmitoyltransferase complex
Molecular function (GO): serine C-palmitoyltransferase activity
Source: RefSeq, a predicted model, not a curated record
AUGUGCUGCCCGAGGUGGGGAACGAUCCUCCUGCGGGCGUUCCGCAUCCUGUCCCUGGGCGUCCAGCGAUCGCCUCCGCUGCUCCUCGGCGUCAAUUCCAUGCUAGUUUCCAUUGUUGGAAUGGCACUGUACACGGGCUAUGUGUUCAUGCCUCAGCACAUCAUGGCAAUAUUGCACUACUUUGAAAUUGUGCAGUGA